This is a messenger RNA of Dendronephthya gigantea, 1125 nucleotides long. RefSeq names its product melatonin receptor type 1B-B-like. Gene Ontology annotation, molecular function: G protein-coupled receptor activity. The transcript is spliced from 2 exons. NCBI's taxonomy places the organism in Eukaryota, Metazoa, Cnidaria, Anthozoa, Malacalcyonacea, Nephtheidae. Gene Ontology annotation, biological process: G protein-coupled receptor signaling pathway. Gene Ontology annotation, cellular component: membrane. The record is from RefSeq and is a predicted model, not a curated record. The coding region runs from base 115 to 1080 and encodes 321 amino acids.
CAGAUAUCUUCUAUAUAGACUGAAAGAGAAUAAUCAGGAACUGGCUGUGGGUUUGAUAAAAAUCCACGCGUUUCGGCGAACCGUGGGGAUAAACUGGGACGAUCAGUGACACUAAUGACCACAGUGGGAGUAAUAGUUGUUGAAACCAUCUUUCUCAUUCUGAUAUGCGCCGGUGCAUUGACUGGAAAUGUUAUGCUUUUUGUGCUUAUUGCAAAAAACCCACCGCUUCAAACCAAAGGAAAUGUAUUUAUCCUGAAUCUAGCCUUUGCUGAUUUACUGGUUGCUGUCGUCAACAUGCCUGUAACCAUAGUGACAGUUAUAGCGGACGAUUGGAUCCUAGGGGAAAACGUAUGUCUGGCUUCUGGAUUUUUUACACUACUAACGUUCGUGGCAUCGUGCAUGGCAUUGACUAUGAUUAGCGUGAAUCGUUACCACGCGAUAUGUCAUUGGACCUCUUACCACGAGAAGUACACGCAUGGAAAGUGCGUGAUAUACAUUGGCAUUGUAUGGGGAGUUACGAUAGGACUCUCCCUGCCGCCGUUUUUUGGCUGGGCGAAAUUCGCUUACGAUGAAGGGCAGAGUUAUUGUUUUGCUGAAUGGGGCAUGAGCAAGUCUUAUACGUUGUUUAUGAUCGCUGCUUGCCUGUUUGGACCAAUCAGUGUCAUGUCCUAUUGUUACGCAAAGAUUUAUAGGUUUAAAAAGCAGAGUGGCAUUCGUGUUCUGGCGGCUGGGACUGCGAGCGACUCGAAUUCAAACGAAAUGCAUACGGUAACUGGGACGUAUGCUAGUGGAGAGCUGGUCUCCAACGCUUCAUCUCGAAACGAUCGCAAGCUCAGUCGAACGAUCAUGACGCUAAUCGUCGUAUUCGCAUUGUGCUGGUCACCUUUUGCGAUAAUCAUGAUCUUGCAAGUGUUUUUCUCCGUCGAUGUGCCGCGAUGGGCUGACUUCAUUUCGCUUGUGCUCGGCUAUAUGAACAGUUUUUUAAAUGUUUUUGUAUAUAAUGCUACGAACAAGGCGGUCAGGCAAGGGUAUAGAAAAUUAUUAGGCUGUAAACCAAACAGAGUUGACAUUGGCGGUUGAACGAUAUUGUACUUCGCGUGUGGGCCUCCACAGACUAGGGAUUAA